Molecule: messenger RNA, 3249 nt
Organism: Colletes gigas
Lineage: Eukaryota; Metazoa; Arthropoda; Insecta; Hymenoptera; Colletidae
Gene: sqd
Product: RNA-binding protein squid
Exons: 8
Coding region: 128-1051 (307 amino acids)
Biological process (GO): regulation of gene expression
Cellular component (GO): nucleoplasm
Molecular function (GO): RNA binding
Source: RefSeq, a predicted model, not a curated record
CCGAACAGUACGGACGUGAGAGUGUUGUUAGCUCGUGCAGUGUAUUUAAAUAUUCUCUAAAGCACGAUUUAUAAUUGUGUUUUUGUGUUUCCUUUAUUAAAAAAACUGAAAAAAGUAUAAUAAAAUAAUGGCCGAUCAGGAGAACAAGGACUUCAGCGAAGAUAUCGCCGAUCAAAACUUCGAGCAGAACGGUGAAGCGGAGAACGGCGGCGGGGACGCCGCAGAAAAUGGCCAAGAGUCGCAGGAGGACAGGUCAAGCGGAAGUAACCAGGAUUCGUUGAAUGAUAGAAAAUUGUUUGUUGGUGGGUUAAGCUGGGAAACUACAGAUAAGGAAUUACGAGACCACUUUGGCACGUAUGGUGAUAUUGAGAGCAUUAAUGUGAAAACGGAUCCUAACACAGGACGAUCGCGAGGGUUUGCUUUCAUUGUUUUUGCAAAAGCUGAAUCUCUAGACAAGAUUAUGGCAGCUGGCGACCACGUAAUCAAUAACAAGAAAGUCGAUCCCAAAAAAGCGAAAGCUAGGCACGGUAAAAUCUUCGUUGGCGGUCUUUCGACAGAAUUAUCAGACGACGAUAUCAAGAAUUUCUUCUCCCAAUUUGGAACUAUCGUCGAAGUAGAAAUGCCAUUCGACAAGACAAAGAAUCAACGGAAAGGGUUCUGCUUCAUUACUUUUGAAUCCGAGCAAGUGGUAAAUGAAUUGUUGAAGACUCCUAAGCAAACGAUCAAUGGUAAAGAGGUCGACGUGAAAAAAGCUACACCUAAACCAGAUGGUAUGGGAGGAAUGCGGGGCGGUGCUGGUGGACGAGGAGGUCGCGGAGGAAGAGGUGGACGAGGACGCGGAUUCGGCGGUCAAGGUGGAUGGGGACAAGGUGGAUACGGAGGUGGAUACGGCGGCGGUUACGGUCAAGGCGGCUAUGGCGGUGGCUAUGAUGGCUACGGAGGAGGCUACGAUUAUUACGGCGGUGGGUACGGCGGCUAUGGUGGUUACGACUACAGUGGAUACGAUACCGCACAAGCUAGAAAUAUAGUUCGUAAAUAUGAGCAUAGAUGAGUUGCGAUACAGAACUUUCAGUUCGGAGAAUCCAAACGUUUGAACGUAGUAUCCGAUUAUAUAAAAUCUAUCCUGAAACAAGUGUCAAGUAUAUAAUACAUAUAUGUGGCAAGAAACAUACAAUAAAACUUUUAAAAAUUAUUAUCUGACUCAAGGUUCCUGUUGCCUGCGUCCCUAAUGAUUGCUUUGAGUAAAACUCGUAUUACGUAUAAUUUUAAUUAUUAUUAUACAUAAAUCCAAAUCGUCUGCCUCUAUAUAGUACUACUUACUUGGUAGUACGUUGAUGGAAUGACUAAAAUUGGUAUUGUUUGUAUGUAUCAUACAAAAUGAUAAAAAGAUGUGUGAUAUUAAUUAUAACUGACGCUGCAGGGUGAGCGCUGGUUUGCAGGCGGAUCAGCGGUAUUUUUAAUUGUUUUGAAACUUCACAUGAUCGAAUAAAUUCCAUUGCAAACGAACGACGCGGUUUGACAAAUAUUUUACUAUUUUCUAAAUUCGAGUUUUGAAUACUGUUGAAUGUUACUUCAUCGAAGUAAACCAGCAGCUCAAAUACGUAGAAACUACAUUCGGAUUAUGUUAUUUUACCUUGCGAAAUACGCUGCUACAUGUCUCCUUCAGACUAUGUCGAAACAAACACUUUUAAAUUCAUAACGGAAAGGUUGAAAAUCAUGAUCCGAAUAGUAAAUCCCUACUUCCAGAGGGUUGGCUGUUUUUGAGCUGUGACCAACUACCUAUUUAUUCUAGCAAUUUGCUAAGUUAUAUUCUUUGAUGCCUUAUGAAUAUUUAACUUAUAUAUAUGUAUAUAUAUACACGUACACAAUAUGUAUAUAUAUACAUCUAUAUAUAUAUAUAUAUAUAUAUAUAUAUACACACACAUACAUGCGAAUGAAUAUAAACAUAAACAAUAAAUUCAAAAAAAAAAGCAGAAUAUCAUAUAAUAUGUAACAGUGAAUGUGUGAAGAAAAUGAACGUUAUAUUACAGUCUCUAAUAUAAACGGUUCAGUUUUCUUUGAUAUUUAGACUCUAUAUAUACGUAAAUACGAAUUCUACGCAGCAAAUUAUUCUCAUUUCCUUUUGAAACAAAACAUUUUUUAGCCAUUUUUUGUCGUUUAUCGAAUACACGGAACAAAAAAAGUUUCUUGACGCAUAAAAAGUAUUAAUAUUUCAUACGUUCACUGAUUGAUGUCAGUGAAUCAGUGGAAUAAAUAAAUUCGUUGUCGGGUUGUUCUCUUGUAAAUUCUGCAGACUCGCUGACUUCAAAUGCACGCAGUCACUGUAACAUACUUAUAUGUGAAUUUAUGAUGUGUAGAAAACAUUAAAGCAAAACUACACAGGACUAUAUGUCGUAUGAAAUGGUAUAUUAAACCUUCAAUCCUUGCUUUCAAGUCCUGCCACUUAAUCCCGAUAUACGCAUGUUUUUACAUACUUCCAAAUUUCACGUAAUCACCUCAUUCAUAUAAUGUUUAACACGCUCCUUCGACAAUAUUCAAAUUAUCGACACUUGCCGAAAAUUGUGUUUGACCUAGUUUUCUUUUUUUUCGUUAAUUUGCUUUCCAUUUGUCUUUGGCAUGAUUUUUUUUAUUUCUAUUUACAAGAACAAACGAACCGGAAUCGACUUGCAAAAAUUAUUUUACGCUACUCACACCGCGUCGAUAUUUUCGUUGGAAAUAACGUAAAAGCAAAUUGUCAUUAUGAAUUUACGUGUUCGACCCCUGCAUACACUUUCCUUUCCCUGGGACUUUGGCGAAUCAUUAUAUAAUCAUCACAUUGAAAGUUUUUCGCCGUUAUAUAUGUUUAAAAGUUUCAAGUGCAUGUCAUUUUUAAUGAACAAUUGACUCAAAUAGUAUUUCGAGAAAGAAAAUUUUAUGAACAGCCUCUGCACUUAUGUUGUAUGUUACAUAAUUAAAUGUGCAAACAAUGAACCCUUUGGAAGACAUGAUUGUCUUGUCACAUUGUUGUGAAAAUACUUGUAUUGCGUGAUACGAUUUCUAAUACAUUUGCAACGAGCGUUUUAAUGUUCAAAGUUUCUAAAGCUGACAAGAUUUUUCUUUACAUAGACAAUGACAAACGCGGGUUUAUACAUCUACGGUAAUUUAGUAUUAUUAUCAUAGUAAUAUUUUACCAUAGAAAUAAAAGAAAACCAUAAAAAUAAAAGUAACAGUUAUCGGUACAUGUUAAUACUGACCCCAUUGUCUCUUGUA